Molecule: messenger RNA, 552 nt
Organism: Hordeum vulgare subsp. vulgare (domesticated barley)
Lineage: Eukaryota; Viridiplantae; Streptophyta; Magnoliopsida; Poales; Poaceae
Exons: 6
Coding region: 1-552 (183 amino acids)
Biological process (GO): GPI anchor biosynthetic process
Cellular component (GO): glycosylphosphatidylinositol-N-acetylglucosaminyltransferase (GPI-GnT) complex
Source: RefSeq, a predicted model, not a curated record
AUGAAGCGGCAAAUGCAAGGGAUUUCGAGUGGCAUGUACAUAUACACGCACCACUGCGAGAGUGGAGUUAAUAUUCAUGAUGUCUUUGUGGAGAGGAGCCCAUUCCGGGUGAUGUUUUCAUAUAUCGGUGUGAUAUGUUUUCUUGCGAAUGUUUGCCAUACCUUCUUGCCAAAGGUAAGUUUAUGCAUUGGUUCCUUUUGGAGUGUUCCGUUUUCUACUAUCGUCGCUAAAUGUUUGCAAUACAAGUCCGUGAAGAAAGAAUCAUUGGUGAUCGUGACAGCCUUUGGUAUUCACAUAGAACAAUAUUUUUGGAGCGGACGAGUACAUUGCAGGUUUGUGAACAUCAACAAGAUCAUAAAGUCGGUGUUGAAUGAGUGUGUGACCCCUGUUACAUGCUACUGGAGCUUGGCAUUGCUUCUACACGAUGAAGACGAGACCAAGCUCGUUUUCCAGAAACUCCACCCGCCUGUCAAACUGUUGCUCCCCAUAUGUAAAGCUCUAUGCGCUACGGCAACAAUAGUCCUUCCGUGGUGGAGGAUGUUCAGCCUCUGA